Messenger RNA from Clunio marinus, 327 nucleotides. Lineage: Eukaryota; Metazoa; Arthropoda; Insecta; Diptera; Chironomidae. The record is from the annotation of a GenBank genome assembly.
AUGGGAUUGCGUUGUGUUGAAGAAAGAGACAAAGCAGUUUCGCUUGGACUCACUUCGGCAAUCUUAAAGUUUGGCGCUGUGAUUCCAAGUCCAAUCGUGUUCGGUUAUAUCUUUGAUCGUUCUUGUAUUUUAUGGGGUCAAACUUGCUCGAAAAAUGGUAAUUGUUGGCUUUAUGAUAAUGACGUCAUUAAAUAUACAUUUAAUGUAACUGCUGGAAUUUUCACUAUGAUUGGCACAUUUUGGGAUGUUGGGACUUGGUACUACGCAAAAGAUGUCGAAAUAUUUGAUGCUGAAUUAAAGGAUGUGAAAGAAAGUGACGAGAAAUAA